Sclerotinia sclerotiorum 1980 UF-70 is the source of this 840-nucleotide messenger RNA. RefSeq lists its product as hypothetical. The record is from RefSeq and is a predicted model, not a curated record. Gene Ontology annotation, biological process: negative regulation of DNA-templated transcription. Bases 1 to 840 code for a protein of 279 amino acids. The transcript has 3 exons. Gene Ontology annotation, molecular function: DNA-binding transcription factor activity. Lineage: Eukaryota; Fungi; Ascomycota; Leotiomycetes; Helotiales; Sclerotiniaceae.
AUGUCGGAACUUGCGGGAUUAGAGAAUGAUAUCAAGGAGUAUAAGCUGCAACUAGAAACUGUUCAGUUGGGGCUUCAAGCUGAUCCUGAUAAUGUAGAGCUUCAGACCCUAAAGGCUGAACUCGAAGAAGUCAUUUCCCUCACCGAGUCCACGAUCGCAGAACUAAAGCCAGCUCCAGCACCAGUAGCCCAACCAAUAAAAUCUUCGGAACCGCCAGUCAAGGAAAAGUGGUCGCGAGAAAACCACCCUGCCUUCAAGAAAGCAGCGCCACCCCCAGCAGAAGAGCCUGAAGUUGUCACAAGCUUUUCAGUCAACGAUAUGGUAUUGGCAAAAUGGCAUUCGGGCGACAAAGGGUUUUACCCGGCUCGAAUCACAUCUAUAACUGGCUCGUCCACAUCUCCUGUCUAUAUUGUCAAGUUCAAAAACUAUGAUACCACAGAGACUCUGCGGGCCAAGGAUAUCAAACCCAUAGUCAAUCCAAACAAGCGUAAAGCUGAUGGUACACCAGUCGUAGCUUCGGUUCCUACACCCCCAUCGACGUCGAAUGUUAUUUCAGCAGCCGCCGAUAUUGAUCCAGAGCUUGCGCAGCAAUCCAAGCGCGAGCCAAGCAAAGUCAGUGACGGACCCACAAGACCAGCAAAGGUACCAAAGAAGAUCAAGGCAAAGAAAGAACUAGAUGACGGUAAGAAGAAAUGGCAAGACUUUGCUGCGAAAGGAAAAUUUGGCAAGGCAGGGAAGAAGGACAUUGGAUUUACCGGGUCGGGACAAAGUAUGCGAAAAGAUCCGACAAGAAGUCGUCAUAUAUAUCAAACGAAUGGUGAUGAUGAAGGAUUUGCUUAG